This is a messenger RNA of Otolemur garnettii (small-eared galago), 5376 nucleotides long. It is a transcript of the gene ADGRF5, whose product is annotated as adhesion G protein-coupled receptor F5. Bases 246 to 4202 code for a protein of 1318 amino acids. The transcript is spliced from 22 exons. Gene Ontology annotation, cellular component: membrane. The record is from RefSeq and is a predicted model, not a curated record. NCBI's taxonomy places the organism in Eukaryota, Metazoa, Chordata, Mammalia, Primates, Galagidae. Gene Ontology annotation, biological process: cell surface receptor signaling pathway; G protein-coupled receptor signaling pathway. Gene Ontology annotation, molecular function: G protein-coupled receptor activity.
AAGACUGCAGCUGGGGAGGCCCGGCUGAGGCUGAGCGUGGGCACGGAGCUGCCAGUCCCACCUGAAAGCUUGAAAUGAGUCCAGCCCGUCUCUCCCUCCACCGGGCGUGAGCCCGCCCAGCCCAGGAGACGGCGGGGCAAAUGGCCCUGUAGUGGGAGCUGGGAAGCUUUUAGGCAUCCGAGCAGAGCAGAAGCCAGCCUGGGCACAAGGGUGCUGAACAGGCAAAGCAACUCCAACUUGAAGCAAUGAAAUCCCCCAGGACAGCCACCCUGUGCCUCAUGUUGAUUGUGAUUUAUUCUGCCAAAGCUUCAUUGAACUUGAAUUUAGAAACCAUUGUUCAUCCUUUGAUUCUCCAGGAAUGGGAACUUGCUGAUGAAGAGCCACUAAGGCCAAAACGAGCAGUUGCCACGGGUAGCCCUGCGGCUGAGGAGUUCACUGUGGAUGUUGAGAUCCGUCUUGAGAAUGCGUCCUUCCUGGAGCCUAUCAGAGCUUACUUAAACAGCCUCAGUUUUCCAAUUCGAGGGAACAACACUGACCAAGUUACAGACAUUCUGAGCAUAGAGGUGACAACAGUCUGCAGCCCUGCUGGAAAUGAGAUCUGGUGCUCCUGUGAGGCAGGCUACAGCUGGCCCCGGGAACGGUGUCUCCACAAUCUCACUUGUCAAGAGCAAGGCAGCUCCCUCCCAGGGCACCAAUGCAGUUGCCUUAAAGAAGUGCCUCCCCAGGGACCUUUUUGCCAACCUCAGCGAGAUGUUACUCUGAGAAUGUCAGUGAGACUAAAUGUGGGCUUUCAAGAAGACCUCAGGAACACUUCCUCUGCCCUCUACAGGUCCUACAAGACUGACUUAGAAACAGCGUUCCGGAAGGGUUACAGCAUUUUACCAGGCUUCAAAUGGGUGACUGUGACAGGGUUCAGGCCUGGGAGUGUGUUUGUAACUUAUGAAGUCACGACUACGACAGCAUCACCUGAGUUAAUGCACAAAGCCAAUGAGCAGGUCAUGCAGAGCCUCAACCAGACCUACAAAAUGGACUACAACUCCUUUCAAGUGACCAGUAAUGAAACUAAGUUCUCCGUCAUGCCACAAGUAAUAUUUGAAGGGGAUACGGUCAACCUCACGUGUGAAAAUGAAGUGUUGUCUUACAACGUGUCCUGGUACCACAUCGAGCGGCGCUUUGACAUCCAGAACAGCAGCAGAUUCUCAAUUUCCACCACCGUGCUCAACAAUAUGACCUCGGUCUCCAGCCUCACCAUUUACAACAUCACCCAGGGAGACGCAGGUGAAUAUGCUUGCAAGCUGAUAUUAGAUAUCUUUGAAUAUGAGGCCAGAAAAAAAAUCAAUGUCACGUCCAUCCAAAUUUGGGCAACUGAAGAGAUGAAGGUGAUAUGUGACAACAAUCCUGUGUCUCUGAGCUGCUGCAGUGAGAAUAAUGCUAAUUGGAACCAAGUUGAAUGGAAGCAGGAAGGAAAAAUCAGCAUCCCAGGAACCCCUGAAACUGACCCCGAUUCUAGCUGCAGCAGGUACAUGCUGAAGGCUGACAGAACCCAGUGCCCAAGCGGGUCAUCGGGAACAACAGUCGUCUACACGUGUGAGUUCAUCAGUCCCCACGGAGCCAGAGCCAGUAAGGACAUAAAAGUGACAUUCAUCUCUGUGGCCAACCUAACAAUAACUCCGGACCCAAUUUCUGUUUCUGAGGGACAAAACUUUUCUAUAAGAUGCAUCAGUGAUGUGAGUAACUAUGAUGAGGUGUAUUGGAACACUUCUGCUGGAACUAAAAUCUAUCAAAGAUUUUAUACUACAAGGAAGUAUCCUGAUGGAGCAGAGUCAGUACUGACAGUCAAGACCUCGACCAGGGAGUGGAAUGGAACCUAUCAGUGCAUCUUUAGAUAUAAGAAUGUGUACAGUAUCGCAACCAAAGACGUCACUGUUCACCCGCUGCCUCUGGAGGCAGAUAUCAUGGUUGAUCCCUUGGAAGCCAGUGUUCCCUGCAGUGGUUUCCAUCACAUCAAAUGCUGCAUAGAGGAGGACGAAGACUACAAAGUAACCUUCCAGAUAGGCUCUUUGUUCUUUCCUGCGGCAAAAGAAGUCACUCUAAAGCAGGUGUGCUACAGACACAGGCUCAGCGCAAACUCAGUUUCCUGGUGUUCAAAAACGGUCGAGGUGUUUUGUCACUUUACCAACGCUGCUAAUACUUCAGUCCAGAGCCAAUCGAUGAAGCUGAAUCUGGUUCCUGGGAAGAACAUCACCUGCCAAGACCCCACUCUGGGCGUCGGGGAGCCCGGGAAGGUCAUCCAGAAGCUGUGCCACGCGCACGGGUGGUUUGGAGAGAAGUACGUUACCUUACGGUGCAAACUCACUCUUGCUUUGAUCCGGAGCCCCUCUCAGGAAGAGAAGCUCCCUACAUACCUGCAGGAUCUUUCCAUUAGCACAGACCUGGUGAAACAUGAAAUCCUCUCAUCUCCCGGGAGCCUGGGAGCCAUUAUUAGCAUCCUUGACUUGCUCUCCACAGUUCCAAUCCAAGUCAAUUCAGAAAUGAUGACGCAUGUGCUUUCUACCGUGAACAUCAUCCUCAGCAAGCCGACCUUGAACACCUGGAAGGUUUUACAACAGCUGCAGAUCAACCACUGUUCCCAGCUGCUGCACUCAGUGGAGCGAUUUUCCCGAGCGCUGCAGUUGGGAGCUAACCCCUCCCUGUCCUUCUGCCAAGCCAAUGUGCAGAUGAGCAGCAUGGUCAUCAGAUCCAGCCACCCUGCGGCCUAUGAGCAGAGGUUUGUUUUCUCCGAGGCUGACCUCUGGGGCAACAUUAUCAUUGACAAGAGCCAGCUGGAAAGCUUGGAGCCAGAUUCAUCUAUUGUCACCGUGGCUUUCCCAACUCUCCAAGCCAUCCUGGCCCAGGAUGAUCAGAAAAGGAAUUUUGCAAACAGCUUAGUGAUGACGACCACUAUCAGCCACAACAUAACCACGCCGUUCAGGAUUUCCAUGACUUUUAAGAACAACAGCCCUUCGGCCCGGGAAGCAAAAUGUGUCUUCUGGAACUUCAGCCUCGCCAACCACACCGGGGGCUGGGACAGCAGUGGGUGCCAUGUGGAAGGAAGCAAUGAGGACAAUAUCACCUGUGUCUGUGACCACCUAACUUCCUUCUCCAUCCUCAUGUCCCCUGACUCCCCAGACCCUGGUUCUCUCCUGGGGAUCUUGCUGGAUAUCAUUUCUUACAUCGGGUUGGGCUUCUCCAUCUUGAGCUUGGCAGCCUGUCUAGUUGUGGAAGCCGUCGUGUGGAAAUCAGUGACCAAGAACCGGACGUCCUACAUGCGUCACGUCUGCAUAGUCAACAUUGCCGCCUCCCUUCUGGUGGCCGACACGUGGUUCAUCGUGGUUGCCGCCAUCCAGGAUAGUCACUACGUGCUCUGCAGGACGGCCUGUGUGGCCGCCACCUUCUUCAUCCACUUCUUCUACCUCGGCGCCUUCUUCUGGAUGCUGACCCUGGGCCUCAUGCUCUUCUACCGCCUGGUUUUCAUUCUGCAUGACGCCAGCAAGUCCACCCAGAAGGCCAUUGCUUUCUGUCUUGGCUAUGGCUGCCCUCUCGCCAUCUCCAUCAUCACGGUGGGGGCCACCCAGCCAUGGGAUGUCUACACAAGGAAGGAUGUCUGUUGGCUUAACUGGGAGGACACCAAAGCCCUGCUGGCCUUCGCCGUCCCGGCGCUGAUGAUUGUGGUUGUAAAUGUGACCAUCACGGUUGUGGUCAUCACCAAGAUCCUGAGGCCUUCCAUCGGAGACAAGCCGUGCAAACAGGAGAAGAGCAGCCUGUUCCAGAUCACCAAGAGCAUCGGGGUCCUCACGCCGCUCUUGGGGCUCACUUGGGGCUUUGGUCUCGCCACCGUGUUCCCAGGGACCAGCCUGGUGUUCCACAUCAUAUUUGCCCUUCUCAAUGCCUUCCAGGGCUUAUUCAUUUUACUCUUUGGAUGCCUGUGGGAUCUGAAGGUUCAGGAAGCUUUGCUAAAUAAGUUUUCUUUGUCCAGAUGGUCUUCCCAGCACUCAAAGUCAACAUCCAUAGGCUCAUCCACGCCUGUGUUUUCUAUGAGUUCUCCAAUAUCAAGAAGAUUUAACAAUUUGUUUGGUAAAACAGGAACGUAUAAUGUUUCCACCCCAGAAACCACCAGCUCAUCCUUGGAAAAUUCGUCUAGUGCUUACUCGUUGCUCAACUAAGACCAGGAAAAUUCAUCCCACGUGACUUCUUCAUAACUGUGGAUGUGCUUCGAAGAAAGAGAUCCUUCCAAAGCUGUGGGUAACGUGCUCUCUGUGCAGGUUUCUGGGAGCAGAUGCGGAAAAGACUUUUUCCUUAGAGAAGAGGCUUUCUUUUGUAAAAACAGAUGAAAAGUAACUGUUAUGUUUAUUUUUGUCCCCCCACCCCAUCCUUGAUGUGCCACUAAAUAUGUAUAGUAUUUAAGUGAAAUGCAGACCCCCAAGGCCCAACUUCCCUGUCUAUAUUGUAAUAUAGAAUUUUGAAAAGACAUUUUUACUUUUCACAGAGUGGUCACAAAGAUAAGCUUUAGUUAAAAUAAUAAAUAAAAGGCUAGUCCCUAGGAAAUGCUUCAGUGAUUUCUAAGAAGGAAGGAAGGAAGAAAAGGGGGAAGAGAAGGAGAGAGGAAAAGAAGAAGAGAAAAAAGAGGAACAAAGAAAAGAAUGAAGAAAAACAACAUGAAAGGCCACAUUUUAAGAUUUCCAUGUUAAUGACCUAAUGUCAUCAGUUAGGGGCUACAACAUGGAGAAUUGUGUAAAAAUGGCUCAACAAUGAAAACCGGAAGUCAGCCACAGGGAGUGAGUUCAGAUCCUCCUGAGAUCGUCUUAGCUGAGAGGAGGAAACAGACAGUGGUAAAAGCAGGGAGGAAGUUACGUCAUCAGGAUGCUUUCAAGUGGACAUGGGUGGGAGGAGACAGGAUGCUCUUGAUGCUGAAUGCACACGUAUGUGCCUUUGCCAAGGUCUAAGCCAAGUGGAGUGAACAUCCAGAGGACGCAUGACACAGAUCCACCUUAUCAGAUCCAAGCGGAUGCAACUGGUUAUUGAAUUUUUUAUAAUUCAUCAGAAAAGCCUUAUAUACUUCCGUUUGUUCCAUAUUUUGAAAGCCAACAAUAAACAUUUUUGUACCCUUUAAUUGCCAAAUGUGACACCUUGCACUGAAGUCAGACCCUAAUUGUCGUGUAUGUAACAGCUUUAACCAGGUACUUCUCUGUGCAGUACAGAGCAGAUCUGAAUAAUCUUCCAGCCUUGUGCAUCACUGUCACUGUGCAGAAUGGCCCUUGGUGUGUCGUAUAGCUCUCUGUAUCGUAUCUCUGUCAGUCUUUAAAUUCCCGGACCAAUACACCUUAUGAGUUUUGCAUG